AUGAGCCGAGCAGAUGGAGAAUAUGGAAAACAGCAGAGGUCGCGCCGGCUUUCUUUCAAGCGUGCUUCCAGGACAAUCGGAGAUCACACGCGGAUCUCGGUUAUUGGUCUCCAGCAGUGGAUCGAACAGCCCAUUUCCUCCGCCAAUCGGGUCUGGGCGCGGGAUUCCUCACCAAGAUUUCGGAACAGGCCAUGGUUGAAGAUGGUGCAAUCCUUCGCGAGAGAAGACCAGAGGAGCGUCAUUCCUGCCGCAAUUGAAUUUUCUGAUCGUUCAGCAGCGGUCGUCUCUCGGAUUGCGGUCGGUGAGAACUCCACUCGCCGAAAAAAGAACAGCAGGUUCGCCGGGAGAAGAGCAGGGGACCGUCGGGUUGUUGCUACGGCGGUCUCACGGCGUACGGUGGUCAGCAGUCGUGACUAG
Striga asiatica is the source of this 417-nucleotide messenger RNA. The record is from the annotation of a GenBank genome assembly. NCBI's taxonomy places the organism in Eukaryota, Viridiplantae, Streptophyta, Magnoliopsida, Lamiales, Orobanchaceae.